GCCGUUCCCUCCUACGUGGUUGUAAACCUAGUCGCCAGCCAACGGCAUUGACAGGGUGAGCAGAAGAAGGCAUGGCGAAACCCCAGAAAAAUUCAAAACCACAUGGAUCUUCAAAGCGACCAGGAAAACAUGGCAGUAAUAAUCUCAAACCGAAGACCAAAUCGUCAAAAAAAGUUAAAAAAACCAAGCCCAAAGCACCGCUGCAGCCUCAGCCGCAGAAGUCGCAGCCACAGCUACCUCCGCCACCUGAAUUGUUGACAACAGCUUCGCAGCAGCUGGAUUUUUUCAUACAGCAGUAUCAAUCAGCAAAUGGCAUACAACUUUCGUCUCUCGAACUUGAAUCAUUUACAGAUGCGUGUAUUGUGAAACUAUCUGAAAGUCUACCUCAGGAUGUCAGUAAUUUAAGUGAACAUAUGAAAGCUUCCUUUGGACCAUCUUGGAAAGAAGUCUUAUGUAAAAAAGAGCUCAAACAUUCUGAACCUGGGAGUCCUGCACUACUUACAAUUAGUUUAUCUGCCUUAAGAUCACUGGAACUACUCAGGAGUUUGAAGCCUUUUACUAAAGAAUGCCAUGCUGCAAAACUUUUCGCAAAGCAUUUGAAGAUUGAAGAACAGGUUUCCUGUUUAAAGAAUCAUGUCAAUGUUGGUUGUGGCACACCAAGCAGGAUCAAAAAGUUAAUUGACAUGGAAGCAUUGGGUCUAUCACGGCUAUCAGUUGUUGUGCUUGAUAUGCAGACAGAUGUCAAGGGAUAUUCUCUUUUUAGCAUCCCCCAGAUCAGAGAUGAGUUUUGGGAAUUGUACACAACACACUUUCACCAGAGACUCCUAGAUGGCAGUCUUAGAAUCUGUCUUUAUGGUACAAUUGAUGCUAACAAAUUCAAAAAAAAGAAGGGAACAACAACAGAGAUACCAAUGAGUGACAAAUCGUCUUAAUCUGAUAUUUUUUAAACAUCAUUUUUAGUGGAUUCUUAGAGGUGAGGGUUGAUGAUCAUGAAUAUUACAAGGAAUGCGAAGAAGAAAUUAUACACAGAGGUUUGGUUCAAUGUAGAUCAAAAAUCUUGAAAAUAGAGGUCAAAUCCGAAAACUAAAAAAGAAAUUGAAGGGCAUUUGGUUCUUGACACUAUUAGGUUAUGCAAUCAGUUACCCUAAUAUAUGGUUUGUAAUGUGUCGUAUUCACUACCAACCCUCGAUUAAAAUUUUGAUAAUUUUUUAUUCCAUGGUAUCCUAUAAGUAUAAACACUAGUGGACUAUUUCCUUAUAUUAUUAUUAAUUUUUCUUUUAGCUUAAAAUGGUCUAUGUUUUGUUAUCCAUACAAAUAAUCAAUCAUGUUAUCCUUGACAAACACAAACGACUUUUUUGUUUAUUUAUAUUAAUUUAUAAAAGUAAUUAGAACACCAGAUAAUAAAUAGGAAUAAUUUUUUAUGUGACAUUAAAUAUCAAAAUAUUUUAUAAAACAUAAUUUCUAAAUAUCAUAUUUAACAUAUUUAGCCGCAUUCGUUAACUUUAAAAUAAAAAUCAUAUUUGCUCUUUACAGACUUCCAAUAAGUCAAUUAGAGUCGAUCAUAUUUGUUCUAGAAACUUGGUAACCCUGUUUCAGUCGUGGCUUAAUAUAUGUACAAAAAACUUUACAUCUGAUGUAAUCCUUUAGCAUCUACAUGAAUCCUCCUAUGAUGAUGAAUGACAGUAGGCCUGGUCAUCUGUAAUCGUCUAAAUGAUCCCCCACUUGACAACAUUAAAACAACUUCUGACAUGAUUGGUCUUAGAUUAGCAGGUGACUGAGUGCACAAUAAAGCAAUCUCUAUCAUAUUCAUCAUAUUCUCUUCUUCAUACUCAUUUGGAUCUAAAGCCUUAUCAACCAGCUCAAUAUGCAUCCCACUCUCAUACAGCUCCCAUGCCUGUUCACCAAUUUAUAAUUAUUGCAAACUCAAAACUUACAACUUAUAACAAUAUGAUUUUUAAUUAAAACUAUUAAUCAAGUAUAUAAGGAAGUUUGUAUAUUACAUGUUCAAGGAGGUAAUUAUUUCCAUGUGGAUCUAAGUUGACAGCAGUCCCCCUCCGACCACUGAUGAUUUCAAGGGCCACAAUGCCAAAGCUGUAUGUGUCAACUUUGUCUGAUAACUGUCCGUGGGUUGCAUACUCUGGUGCAGUAUAGCCUCUAUAUUGCAUUUGUUGUUCAAACUUAAAAAAAAAAAAAAAAAAAUCCAAAUCUAGAAAAAUUAAGAAUGGAGCUAUAUAUGUAAUGAACAAUACUUACAGUGUCCCAGCAAACAGGGUGCUAACAUGACUUUGAUCCUCGGGUUGAUCCCUAGCCAACCCGAAAUCUGCAAUUUUUGGUUGAAAAUUAUCAUCAAGGAGAAUGUUGUUUGACUUUAUAUCUCUAUGAAUGAUUUUAACAUGAAAUUCUUCGUGUAGAUGCACAAGACCCCUAGCAAUUCCAACCAUAAUGUCAAAGCGUUGUUUCCAAUUCAGAGUUCCUCUCUUUUCACCUGUCCAUGGAUAAUUUGUAAUUAAGAAUAAGAAUAUUUCAAGGCGAGUUCUUGUAAUGUGAUUUUCAAAUCUUACCCCAUAAGAAUCUGUCAAGGCUGCCUUGUGGCAUGUAUUCUAGGACAAGAAGUACUUGAGGUCCAUCACUAGACCAUCCAAGUAAUUGCAUAAGAUUUCGGUGACGUAUGUUGCUUAUAAGCUUAACUUCAUUGUUGAAUUCCAAUUUUGAUUUACCAUACC
Molecule: messenger RNA, 2723 nt
Organism: Lactuca sativa (garden lettuce)
Lineage: Eukaryota; Viridiplantae; Streptophyta; Magnoliopsida; Asterales; Asteraceae
Product: U3 containing 90S pre-ribosomal complex subunit
Cellular component (GO): nucleus; 90S preribosome
Source: RefSeq, a predicted model, not a curated record